CCCAUACACUCCGAAGAAACGUUGUUUAUGGCGAAAGCGAAAUCAAUUUUACGUACGUGAAAGUGUUGUGUUUUGUGGGGCAACGUCGCCAUGCUUCGCCUAUCCUUUCGUUGCACGCCACUUCUUCACUCAACGUACAUAUGUAGUAACCGAGCGACCGAAGGACCAACCGACCACCGAACCAAACCGAGCGCGUUGCUAACACGCCCUCCUUUCGGCUCUGCCACCUCUUUGUUGCGUCCAUUAGCUCAGCCCAGCGCUGUCGUCACUGUCGCCACUGCUAUUGUUUUUGGCAUUAUUGUUGUUGUUGCCAUUGUCGUUCGUCUCUCUGUAGACAGCGUUGACUUCUCGCCUAUAAAUACAAAUGUUCUGGCCAGAAUGUGGCUUAAAGCGACACAGUUAUCCUAGCCGUAAUCUACGCCGCGUGCAAAACAACCGAACCAGCUAUAGUAGAGCCAGUCGAAAGUGUAUAUUGAAGUGAGCAUAAAAUUGUGGAAAUAUAUAAGAGAUAUCUAACUAUUUUUAAUUUGUGCAAGUGCCACUAAUUCGUUUACAAAGUAAUUGACACAAUUUUGUGUGGCACAACAGUGGUACUUUUAAAUUGCCAUUAAAAAGUGAAUAUCUUUGAGAGAAAGAGAGAAAGAAAAAUUCCAACAGCUUGGAGAGGCGAAAUAAAAAAAAACUAAAACAACAACAGCAGAAAGUGUAGUGUAGUCAGCAAUUGAAUUGUAGCGAAAAUUCGGCGCCAUUUGGGGAAGCCAACAACGACAAUAGUCUAGCAGCAGCAACAAUAACAACGUCACAAAGUCACAAAACCACCGAGCCAACGGCGACACGCAUCAGCAACAACAACAGAAACAGAAACAUAGUCUGCAGAGGGAAUCUCAAUAAAAGUGAAAUUUUCGCCACACGUCGCCCAAUAAAACCAACCGGAAACACAAUGGUAACAGUACAACUGGCAAUUCGUCGCAACAACAACAAACAGCAACACAAAAUCAACAAGAAACAGAGUGGAACUAUGUGCAGCAGCAGCAGCAGCAGCAAUGGCGGCAGCGCCAGCGCUCAAGUGAAAUGUCGCCGCGGUGGCGUCGGUGUUGCCUCAGCGCCAUCACUCAGUCUCGGCUUGUGGCUGUUGCCUGUGUUGUUGGUGUUGUUGGCGUGGCAGCAGCAACCAUGCGAGGGACGUUAUCUGCCGACAAGGUCACAUGGCGACGAUUUGGAUAAAUUGCGCGAAUUAAUGUUGCAGAUCUUGGAGUCCAGCAACGAAGAACAACGUCCACCCAAUGAGGCUAAUGGCAACACAUUGGCACAACGUGCCUCCUGGUUGAAUAAGUUGAAUGCCAUGGAUGGUGUGGAGACACAACGCAAAUAUGGCGCACGUGGCAUGUAUGACAAUGGACGUUACUAUUAAAUGAUAUACUAUGGAAAAACGUAUAAAUAAAUUUGAAAAGCAGUUAAGUGAAGGCGUUGACGACAAAAAAAUUACAGAAAUAAAACCAAAUCCAUAUUGAUGACUAACAAAAUGAAGCUUGAAGAAAGUAAUGUGCCAAAGAUACCACAGAAAGCUCUAAAUGAGGUGAAAUGACAUUUAUAUGUAUAAAGAGAAAUACCGUUAGCUAAAGCUUAAGUGAAAUUUGAUUUUGAAAUUACUAAUAAUUAUUUUAUGAUAUUGCGUUUUAAUAAGUUAAAGAAUAUGCCAUAAAAGUAAUUUUCAGGUCUUUCUGUUUCAUGACAAAUUUCUUAGCAGAAAAACCUAUCUAGAUAAAGCUUUCAUAUCUUCAGAGCUAUACCUUUCCAUGAGCUAUAUCUUUACCCAAAAGUUUCCACUUAGCUUUAAUUGAUUUAUAUUUUGUGAGAAGACAUUGAAAACUUUUAGAGUACAAAAACUUACUCAAAAGCUCCACCUAAAUGUU
Molecule: messenger RNA, 1913 nt
Organism: Zeugodacus cucurbitae (melon fly)
Lineage: Eukaryota; Metazoa; Arthropoda; Insecta; Diptera; Tephritidae
Exons: 3
Coding region: 941-1411 (156 amino acids)
Source: RefSeq, a predicted model, not a curated record